Messenger RNA from Jaculus jaculus (lesser Egyptian jerboa), 1725 nucleotides. RefSeq names its product zona pellucida sperm-binding protein 3 receptor-like. The record is from RefSeq and is a predicted model, not a curated record. The transcript is spliced from 10 exons. Bases 1 to 1725 code for a protein of 574 amino acids. NCBI's taxonomy places the organism in Eukaryota, Metazoa, Chordata, Mammalia, Rodentia, Dipodidae.
AUGCACUCCCCAGGAAUUCCACAUACACUGACCAAGAGCUCCUGGCUGCACAGAGAAGGGAACAUGGCAGCCUGGCCCUUCCUCCCGCGGGGGAAAGCCUCUGAUCCAACUCUGUUCCAAACAACGCUAGUUGCUUUUCUGAUAGUAACUGUUCUUGGUGAUUGUGGACCUCCACCCAUUUUACCGUUUGCUUCUCCAAUCAACCAGUUGUAUGAGACAAAGUUUGAAACUGGAGCUUCUGUGAAAUAUACCUGCAAACCUGGCUUCAAGAUAGUCAGUUCAAAUCACCUCACCUGUGCUGUGAAUGGUGCAUGGAUCUAUAAUGUCUUCUGUGAAAAGAAACAAUGUAGAAAUCCAGGAGAGUUAAUCAAUGGGAAAGUGGAAAUUGUGACUGAUCUUCUUUUUGGUUCUGUCAUUAAAUUCAGCUGCUCAAAGGGCUAUCUCCUAAUUGGGUCAGCAACUAGUCAGUGUGAGAUCCGAGGAAAUGGAACUGACUGGAGUGACUCUCUCCCAGAAUGUUUAGCUAUCAAGUGUGACUCCCCACCAGCCAUCAUGAAUGGGAAGCACAGUGGUGGACACAGAGACUUCUACACAUAUGGCUCCGUGGUCACCUACAAGUGUGAGUCCGACUUCUCACUCAUAGGCAAUGCCUCCAUUUCCUGUACAGUGGUGAAUAAAACAAUGGGAGUCUGGAGCCCAAGUCCUCCCACCUGUGAAAAAAUCACCUGUCACCCACCACAGAUUGCAAAUGGAGCCCUUAUCUCUGGAUUUGGACCUUUAUAUACUUACAAGGACUCUAUAGUGAUCAAAUGUAAGAAAGGCUACAGACUCAACGGUAGCAGUUUAAUCCUCUGUGAUACUAACGGCGAAUGGUAUCCUUCCAUCCCCACCUGCGAACACAGUGGUUGCACUACCUUGCCAGACAUCCCUUUUGCUUCCUGGGAGAAAAAUAUUCUUACCCUGAAGAAUCUGGAUGGAUUUGAAGUUGGGACUGAGCUGAAAUACCAGUGCAAGCCUGGAUAUCAACCAGCUCCCAGUGAGGCUCAGAUUAUAACUUGCCAGGAAAACAGGACAUGGACACUUUCCAAGGGGUGUGAGAGGGUGUGCUGCCCAACACCAGAUCUGGAGAAUAUCAAAAUCAUAAGUGAAAGGAAAGAUUUCUCUAGUAUAUGUACCUAUGCCUAUGGAGACUAUGUUUACUAUAUGUGUGAGGAAGGCUAUUACCCUAUAUCUCCUGAUGGCAGGAGUUUAUGCCAAGUAGAUGGCAUGUGGAACCCUGUAAUACCAUUAUGUCAGCCGGGUGUGUGUCUAAAACCAGAAAUAAAACAUGGAAAGCUGUCUGUGGAGAAAAAUCAUUAUGUUGAAAUGGAAAAGCUAACUCUUCGCUGUGAUUCUGGCUAUGAUAUAGUUGGUCCCCAAAGUAUCAUUUGCUUACAGAACAGAACCUGGUAUCCUGAGAUACCCACAUGUGAAAAGGAGGUUCUGAAAGGCUGUGAACAAGUACAAGCAGGCAGAAAACUCAUGAAAUGUCUCCCGAGCCAUGAGGAUGUGAAAAGGGCCUUGGAGGUAUAUAAGCUGUCUCUGGAGAUUAAACAAUUGCAAGAAGAGAAUAAUAGAUGGGAAAAUACCCAGAAGAAAUUUCAUAAAGAUGAAGCUAUAAAGGAGCCAUUUCUACCUUUAAAUCAAUAUACAGAAUCUCCACUCAGUAAUAAUUCUUACACUUAG